AUGGCGAGAGUGCAACGGAGGCGGCUCAAAGAUGACUACACGGAUGAUCGAAUUAGUAUGCUUCCGAAUGAUAUACUAGUGUUAAUAUUGUCUUCAUUGAGUUUUAAAGAAGCUAUGGCGACUAGUUCACUUUCCUCUCGAUGGAAGAACUUGUGGAUGUUGACAUCCAAACUAGAUUUUCACAUUGAUUUUUUAGAAACAAUUGAAAGGAGGAAUUACAAUGAUAGAUACAAAUUUGGAAUACAAUGCAUUUAUGUUAAAUGGGUUGACCACAUAUUUACCCGACUACGAGCCGUGAAACCCUCUACUAAUGUUGUCGAAUUCAGAUUGUCGUUCGAUUUAACUUUUCCGUAUUUCGCACCAUGGAUCAAUGAUUGGCUUAGAUACGCUGUGAGUAGAAAGGCUGAGCGUCUUGAUUUAAUCUUGGUCGCUUACCAAGGCGAAAGGCGUUACUCUUUCCCGUACAAAGAAGGGAAUUUUCCCGCCAAUUUGAAGUUGUUGAAGAAACUCCGUUUGCAUUAUGUUAAUGUGAGUGGUGAGGCUGUGGCAUUUAUAUUGGGGAGUUGUCGUCUCCUCGAGCAACUCUCGUUGCAUGAAACGGGCGUGCUUUCGUCUCUUGAGGUCGUUGGGACAUCUCCGUUGUUCAAAUGCCUAGAAAUCAGCGAGUGCAUGAGCCUCAAAUCAGUUGUGGUUCGUGGAUCGGAGCUUGUUUGCAUCAAGUACAAAGGUGUGGGAAAUCUAGCUAGUUGUCGUUUCGUGCUCGUAAAUGUUCCUCUCCUUACUCAGCUCUGGAUUCAGGCAGAGCCGUAUUUCCCAGAUUUGAUUGCCAUGUAUAAGAUGCCCUUUGAAGCGAAGAUGAUGCCCAAUCUCAAGCAAUUUGUGGUGGUUCUUGCUGGAAGUGAUUAUUGUGACGAGUGUUCUCUAAUGCCAUGGUUUAGUGUGAUAUCUGCACCUUGCUUGGAAAGAGUUGUGGUAGAGUUUGUCGAAUAUGGUACUGCCUUAGACAAGGUAAUUGUUGAUCCACGAUCUUUCAAGCACAGGUGGCAUAUGCCGUGGGAUCGCAUUUAUCGAAACCACAUGGAAGAUGAAACAUUUGUUAAAGAUUGGAAGUGCGACCUUACCAACAAGUCAUCGAAGGCAUUCCAAUCGCUCCGUGCGAAAUUCGUUACAGCUAUGGUUUAUAGUAACGAAAACAAGGUCAUUGAUUACAUGAUGAGAACAACAACAAGCCACAUGAAAGAGGCACAAAGUAAAGGAACCGUUGAUGUUGAAAAGAUGGUGGCAAAUUUCCCAAAACCUUAA
Salvia hispanica is the source of this 1302-nucleotide messenger RNA. The record is from RefSeq and is a predicted model, not a curated record. NCBI's taxonomy places the organism in Eukaryota, Viridiplantae, Streptophyta, Magnoliopsida, Lamiales, Lamiaceae.